This is a messenger RNA of Styela clava, 5498 nucleotides long. Its product is annotated as cysteine-rich motor neuron 1 protein-like. Gene Ontology annotation, molecular function: protein binding; serine-type endopeptidase inhibitor activity. Lineage: Eukaryota; Metazoa; Chordata; Ascidiacea; Stolidobranchia; Styelidae. The record is from RefSeq and is a predicted model, not a curated record. Gene Ontology annotation, cellular component: plasma membrane; extracellular region.
AAAAUUAAGCUUUCAUUUUUUCUAAAGCAUAGCGAUAUACAAUAUAGUAUUGUCGAAGAAUCAGAGACCUUUACGACAUCCGGAAUAUUUUUGGAAUAAACUUGGAUGUAACGUUAGUGAGGUCAUCAAUCAAGGAUUACGUCAUAAACUUAUUACGUCUUCGCAAACUUUACUAUAAAAUCGAGACAUGGAAUACAUCGUUAUGAUUUGCAUGUUACUGCUAGCUUCGACUGUCCAUGCCCACAGCUGCCUCCCGUGCGACAAAGAGAAAUGUCGGAUUCCUUCCAACUGUCCUGGUGGAUUGGUGGAAGAUGCUUGCAGAUGCUGUCGAGUCUGCGCCAAACAAGUCAACGAAACGUGUGGAGGACUGUACGGGACUCAUGGACGAUGUGACGCGGGACUUCAGUGCGUCAUUCGACCGCAACAUGGAAUGGAAAUCAACGGUCAAGAGACAGGAGUUUGUAAAUCUUCAAGCAGCGUCACCUCUACGGAGUCCUGUAAAGAAGUAGAAUUCACCGGCUGCAACAUCGUCGAUGACCAAUGCAGAUGUCCCACUGUCAGGGCUUGUUCGAAUCCUUUUCAGUUUAAGAAUAAACUCAGAUGUACGAUGCGUUUGCUGGAGAUUGAAAAAUCUCGUAAGGACUGCACCAAUGCAGCUUGUGUUGUUCGCUACUCACCCGACUGCCCUGACGAUUCCGAGUUGAUUGACAGCGUUUGGCCCGCAGGGGAAUGCUGCCCACUGCCCAGCACAUGUUCCUGCCGCAAAAACAAAUGCAAACAGAUCCUUUGCCGACGUGACUUUGAGAGAAUCCUGGUCAAGAAAGCGACCGGAGUCCCGGGCCAGUGCUGUGACCAGUAUCAAUGCAAACCUCAACGUGAUCAAUGUAUCGACGUCAUGUGCCUACCAGUGGACCGUAACGUCACGUGUCCUAGUGACAGUGUCAUGAUAACAGACAGAAUGUCGAAGGAUGGAUGCUGCAAACUGCCGAAUAAGUGUCAUUGCAAAUCCAGUGUUUGCCCAGAGAUCAAAUGUCACGACGGGUAUCGACCAAUCAUAAAUGUCAGAGGAGACGGCAGACCCGGAACUUGUUGUGACGUCAUUGACUGUGUCAAAGCCACACCGGAAGGCGCAUGUUCUGUGAACGGUUCUAUUUAUAAACACGGCGAAGAAUUCCGGCCUGAACCUUGCCGUAUGUGUCAGUGCAGCAAGGGGGUCUAUCACUGCAGUAUUGAGCAAUGUGCUGAGCUGCCCUGCCAGAAGCAAUACGUACCCGAAGGAAAAUGCUGCCCGAAAUGCAGAAUCACAAUGCAAGAGCCGAUAACGACGGUCAAACCGAUUCGCAUCUGCACUGAUGAUUCCGGAAAAACUCAUCUCCCAGGAGAAGUCUGGUUCCAAGACCCAUGCACAAGAUGCGUUUGUAAGAGCAACGGACCAAAAUGCAUCGCAUCGUCUUGCCAGAAAAAUUGUGAAAAUCCGAGACCGGUGGAGGGAGAAUGCUGCGGUACAUGUGAUGAGCCAACGUACAUGACCAUUCCUUCUUCCAAGUCCUGUCCUUCCAUGAACGACUGCAAGUUGACCGGGGUAGAAUGCCCGUUCGGAUUCAAGUCGGAUGAUUUCGGAUGCCGGAUCUGCCAAUGCAGAGAGAAGUCUGAAGUCUGUCAACCAAUGUCUGCCUGCAAACUUGAUUGUCAGAGAGGAUUUGUUGAAAACGAGAUCGGAUGCGAGAUUUGCCAAUGCAAACGUGCAAGGACUUGUCGUAACAUUACUUCGUGUGAUAAGCAGUGCCCGUUUGGUUUCAGGAAAGAUCGCAAUGGUUGCUCGAAAUGUCGUUGCAGACGAUGCAUGGAUGUUGUAGCUACGUGUGAUAAGCAAUGCAAGCAUGGCAGAACGAUGAACAAAUAUGGAUGCGAGAUUUGCAAAUGUCGAUCAAACCCAGAGUCUCAGAUAAGUUCAGAAUCCCUUCGAUCCAAAUCAUGCACUGAUGAGGAUAAGAAACGAGAUGACGGAGAAUCCUGGACCGCGAAUGGGCGACAGUGUGUAUGCCGACGUGGCAUAGUUCUGUGCGAUGCCAUGGAAUGCCCUGUGCCGCAUUGCGACCAUCCGGUGAUAAAAGAUGGAUUUGUAUGUGCUGUUUGCCCAGGUUCCACCCCGACCGUCGGUGAUCGGUUGAAAUGUGGCAACAGGGUUGAAGGUGAGAGUUGGGACGUCGAUUCCUGCACGUCGUGUGUGUGCAAUGCGGGUCGCAUCAUGUGCACAUACCAACAAUGCCAACCAGUCCCAUGCACUAAUCCCGUGUAUAAAGACAGCCAUUGCUGUCCUACAUGCCCAGAACCUGCAAAUAUGCCCCUGACCGGUUCUACAUGCAAGUCUGAAGAUGGAACAACACAAACACACGGUGCAACAUGGCGGCCUGAUAAAUGCACAAGCUGUGUUUGCGGAGACGGAGAUAUAAAAUGCUUCGGUGAUAAAUGUCCGCAGGUUCACAACUGUAUGAAUCCUGUGAUCAAGAGAGACCAAUGCUGCCCCCAGUGUUUGGAUGACAUCAACAUGCACUCCUGUCAAGUUGGCGAUCGUAGGUUUUCCCACAGUGAGGUCUGGGCAAUGGCGACCGAUUCCUGCGCCUCCUGUACCUGCGGUCAUGGAAACGUGAUGUGCAGACGAGAAAUCUGCCGUCCGGUGCCAGACAGCUGCACAAAGGUUAUAAGAAAACCCGGAGAAUGCUGUGACGUAUGCGGAAGUUACGGCAUAAGUGACCUGGGAACGAUAGAGUCGCAAGAAGAUCAAACUCCGAUUUUCAUUGGUGUUGGAGCAGGAAUUGGAGUGGUUAUUAUAAUCGUCAUCAUUGUUUUGUUUAUUUUAUUCAAAAGGAAAACAAAAGGACCAAAGGUGCCGUACCAACAAGGCCAUAUUGUUCGCAGACAACCAGCAGUAAAUACAUAAUGGAGCAGUAAUAGACGAACUGUAGUCUCGAAGCAGCAUCAACGAUCGUCAGUCUUUGGCGGGAAAUAUUUUCGUCACGGUUCAUGGAUUUUAUUAUUCAUGCGUGACUCUGAAAAAACUAAUCAGCUUUCGAGCAAAGUGAUCAAAAUAUCGGAGUGAGGUUGGAAUGGCUACAGAUCCGAUUUUCACUCCAGAGUAUAGACAAAUGCAACAUAUACAAUACGACCGAAAAGUGGACGAUGAAAAAAUAUAUUGAUUCAAAAUUUAUUAGCCAGUCGAGAAUUCUGGCAUAACCUGGCAUAUACAUGGUGACUAAAAUAAACCAGAGCGCCUAAAUUUCCUAAUUGCUUCUUUGAAAUUGAAGAAAAUUUAUCAACACUUGAACUUCUGUUUGUGUGUGAUUGUGUCCGGAAGUUUUAAUAAUCUAGGACGCUUCGCACAACAGUUAUGUUCCGUCUAGACCAGUGGUUCUCGAACUUUUUGUGGCCCCCCCUUUUUUUUUUGAUUUGUCAAGUCUCGCACCCCACCUCAAAAAUAACCAGCUAAUAAAUAGGCUACGUAUAACAGAUAGUAAUGCGAAAGUAUGUUUUAUUCAAAAAACAAAUUGAAAAUACGUGGAUGGAGAUGCACCAAGAUGGCGCACAACCUGAAUAUAGUAUGUGUGUGCCGGUUAGGAUUCGGGCUGUGCGACAUCUUGGUGCACAUACUUCUGGAACACCGGAAAUUUUGCAUGAUGAAAAAAGAAUGCCGUGAAGUUCAAUUGCGAAAUGACAGACUUUUCCAAAUUGGUUACGGUUGUCACAAAAUAUACCGAUUCAUCAUAUAGCAGUGCCUUUAUAGAUGGGACCAUGAUUAAGUCAUCUUAUCGGCUUUAUCUUUAUUACUGUGUUUCCCCGAAAAUGAGACAAGGUCUUAUUUCAAUUCUCUUCCAAGAAAUAACACUAAGGCUUAUUGGAUGGAUAUCUUCUAUUUUUAUUUAUCAAAAACAAAAUUAUAGAUUUUCAAAUAUACAAAAUAUGAAAACCGGUAUAUUAAAAUGAUUUUUCAAUUUAAGCCUAGGUCUUAUUUUCGGAAAAAACGCGCUAAGACACGUAUUUGCCAUAUUCAUUUGCUACAUAUUGAUAGCACGAAGCAGUUAUCUUUAGAAAUUAUCACCCAAUAUUUUAAUUCAUUUAUUUUUCUUUCAUGUCAUAAUUUAUCCCGGCGCCAUUGAAAUCUUGCAGUUUAUAAAUUCUGAAUUCUCAUAGUCAAAAGUGUUCUAAAUGAUUCUGAAUUAUUAUUUUUAUUGAAAUUUUUUUUUAUUCUGCUGAUAAUUUACGCUCUAUGUUGGGGAUGGCGAACUUUUACCGAAUAGGCUUAUUGAAUUUUAGUAGAAUGUGGGUUAUGAAUUCACAAUGCUAUGGCCUAAACUUAUCUGGGUUAUCGAAGGUUUGAAGGGGGUGAAUGAUAACUUUUUUUUAAAUUACAGUAAGUACGCUUUUCAUGUUGGUUUUCUACCUCGGUAUUCGGCAAAGUAUUCCUAUGAGAUCUUCAAAAGUCAAAAAUAUGUUUCCUCGUUUUUUUCAAACCAUUGGGUUGGUAGUAUGACAGGUAGAAGGUUCGCCAUCCCAUUCUUUUGCCUUCCUUUGCGACGUAAAUUCCUGCACAUAAUAUGAUUCUAUGUGUAUUUAAAUACGAAAUCUUAAAAGAAUUCUAGAAUAUCGAAACUAGGAACGGUAGAACAAUAACGGUCAAACAGUACUAUGGUAUUCAUGGAUAUCGAUUUAAACGUUCUUGAAGCAUCGUUGGACCAUCCAUGAUCGAGCUUAUAAAUUGUUACUUGAUAAAUAUAUUGAAAUACGACAAAUCAUAAUUUGACGUCACUUCAAAUCGUGCCUUGGCGGAAUUUUUUUUAUGAGCCUAAAGAUAUCGGCGCGUUUAAGUUUUAGGAUAUUUUCAACACCGAACAUGGUUUUAAAAAAUUAAUCUCUUUAAAGCAAGCAAGUUUGAAUGACCGGUAUUGCGCCGGUUAUCUCUCUAAUUCACGUCUCGAGUAACGAAAGAAAAAGUUUGGACUUGCCUGCGAUCUUUAACCGAAACUUUUUCUUCAUUGAACAAAUUACCUAUCAUUGGACGUAAGCCACCCGUUAUCUAUUUGGCGUCUCGCUGAAAAAGAGUUACCAUAUGACCAUGUGGUCAAAAUUAAACAAAGAAAAUGUGACGUCAUAUUAGCGUGACGUCAUACCAAACUUUUGAUAUAUUAUUCAUUCCCAACCAUUGCAGUCAAACUAUUGUACAUAUAUAUAUAUUUUGCAUUCCGAAUCGGCAACGUUAAACAUUAUGAAGUCAUCUUUUCAUUAUGAUGUCAUUUUUUAUAUUUACACUGUGAUUAAUGCGACUUAUCUCUGACGAGCGUAAUUGUGACGUCAACUAUUAGUGACGUAAUGCAUAUGACCAAUUGAACUUAGUAUUGCUGAUUUGUAUAAAUUUUUAUUUUAAUUUUUAUAUUUUCUUUAUUUUGUUAAUAUCACGUGACCUUAUUCCUGAUUGUGAGAAGAUAAUAAGCAUGUACAUUGUA